Molecule: messenger RNA, 577 nt
Organism: Trichobilharzia szidati
Lineage: Eukaryota; Metazoa; Platyhelminthes; Trematoda; Strigeidida; Schistosomatidae
Source: the annotation of a GenBank genome assembly
UAAAAAGCCCUUGAAAUUUGAUCACAUUUUAACCAAUUAAUUCUGAUUAUUACAAGCAGCAUUAAUAUUGUUAUUAUUACAGUGAAAUAGAUAACCGUAUCUAACAGUGUUAACUGUCAUGAUUACCCAACAUUUUGUGAGUAGUAUAAUUUGUCUAACAGUUAUUCAUCUCUGUUGUUUUCUCAAAGGAUAUCAAUCGAUAAAUGAAGAAAUACUCAAGAAGGAAAGAUUGUUCAACUUGUGCAGUAAAUGUCAGACGACUGUUGCUAACAUAUUGAGUAAAGUGUUGAACUUAGAUAAUCAGCUUAAAUGGGAAAAGGAAUUUUUAAAUGCAUGUGAAUACACCGGUCCAUUUCGUGAUUAUUGUGCAUCAUUCUUCAGUUCAACAAUGUUUAAAUUUAUAAAUAAAAUUGUGGCAAAUAUUGAACCCAAUAGUUUUUGUCAAAGACUAUUUCUGUGUUCAAUUUAGAAACAGUUCAAAUUCCAUUCAAAAUCGAUUAACAACUACAAUUACCUGCCUAUAAAAUAUGUUACGCAACUUAAAUUUGAUUAAUAAAUAUAUACUACUUUAGAAAUA